This is a messenger RNA of Stegastes partitus (bicolor damselfish), 4767 nucleotides long. RefSeq names its product solute carrier family 5 member 3b (gene slc5a3b). The record is from RefSeq and is a predicted model, not a curated record. Gene Ontology annotation, cellular component: plasma membrane. Gene Ontology annotation, biological process: transmembrane transport; inositol metabolic process; myo-inositol transport. The transcript has 2 exons. NCBI's taxonomy places the organism in Eukaryota, Metazoa, Chordata, Actinopteri, Pomacentridae. Bases 599 to 2734 code for a protein of 711 amino acids. Gene Ontology annotation, molecular function: D-glucose:sodium symporter activity.
CACGGGUGAGCUCCACGUGUGUGUACGGUGGGGCGUGGAUUUGAACGGGCGCCUAUAAGAAGGAGCAGCAGCGGUGCUGGACGGGCAUCACUGCUCGAGGAGAAGAGGGCAGAACUGGCUGCAAAAGACACAUAAUUAACAACCCAGCAAGGGAAGACAGAAAGCAGCGACCUUCAAGUAGGACGAGUUCUCAGCAAGACGGAGUCUCUUCUUCUUCUUCUUCUGCUGCUGCUACUUCCUCCUCCAGCUCUUCUUCAUUCUCCCCUGUGGGGCGUGGAGUGCCGCUUUAGCAUCUUUAGCAUCGUCUGCUAACGCUAGCUAACAAGGAAUGUUAACUCUAGGCUUUUCUAGACCAGAAGCCUACAACAUCCUCCUCUAAAACUAGAACGACCUCAGUGCCGGUGGAUAACCCCAUCCGAAGCACACCUAGUGAAUUUGACCUGACGGUGGAUCCUACAGCUUCCGUCCAGACAGCAAACACCAAAGCAUUUUCAUUGCUCCUUUUUUUUUUUAUUAAUUACAUCCAUAACCUUGGCUAUUUAUAAUUAUAUUUUCAAGCUUUACAUCCAAGAGAUUUUUUUUAAGGUAUUCUGUCAAAAUGGGUCCUGGAAUGGCAGCAGUGGACAUAGCGGUGGUAGCACUGUAUUUUAUCCUGGUGCUAGUCAUCGGGUUUUUGGCAAUGUGGAAAGCCAAUCGGAGCACUGUGAGUGGCUACUUCCUGGCUGGACGCUCCAUGACGUGGAUAGUGAUAGGUGCAUCACUCUUCGUCAGUAACAUUGGCAGCGAACAUUUCAUAGGCCUGGCUGGGUCAGGUGCAGCAAGUGGCUUUGCUGUGGGUGCAUGGGAAUUUAAUGCACUGCUACUUCUGCAGCUGCUUGGCUGGGUCUUCAUCCCUGUGUAUAUCCACUCGGGAGUCUACACCAUGCCUGAGUACCUGUCAAAACGCUACGGUGGCAACAGGCUAAAGGUUUAUUUUGCUUUCUUGUCUGUUUUGCUCUACAUUUUUACCAAGCUAUCUGUGGACUUGUAUGCUGGAGCUCUCUUUAUUCAGGAGUCCCUGGGGUGGAACCUUUAUUUGUCUAUCGUUCUGCUCAUCAGCAUGACUGCACUACUCACUGUCACUGGUGGAUUGGUGGCAGUGCUGUAUACGGACGCUCUUCAGGCAGUGCUGAUGAUUGGUGGAGCCCUGACCUUAACCAUCAUCAGCCUAAUCAAGGUUGGCGGGCUAGAGGGUGUCAGGACAAAGUACAUGCAGGCAGUUCCUAAUGUUUCUGCUAUAAUUGCCACUGGGAACUACACUUAUUCACCUUCUUGCCGCAUUGAACCUAAACCAAACUCGCUACGCAUCCUUCGAGGUCCCCUGGAUGAAGACAUCCCUUGGCCAGGCUUCAUUCUCGGCCAGACCCCUGCAUCUAUUUGGUACUGGUGUGCAGACCAGGUCAUUGUUCAGAGAGUACUAGCAGCAAAGAACAUUGCUCACGCUAAGUGCUCAACACUCAUGGCUGGAUUUCUCAAGAUCCUUCCCAUGUUUGUAAUAGUGAUUCCAGGAAUGAUCUCCCGCAUCCUGUUUGCCGAUGAGAUUGCCUGCAUUGGGCCAGAGCACUGCAUGGCUGUCUGUGGCUCUCAGGCCGGCUGCUCAAACAUUGCCUAUCCACGGCUGGUGAUGGCGGUGAUGCCUACUGGACUCAGGGGUCUUAUGAUGGCAGUCAUGAUCGCUGCCCUGAUGAGUGAUCUUGACUCAAUCUUCAACAGUGCAAGCACCAUCUUCACCCUGGACAUCUACCAAACAGUUAGGAAGACAACGUCGCAGCGCGAGCUGCUGAUUGUGGGCCGCAUGUUUGUUGUGCUCAUGGUGGGAAUCAGCAUUGCUUGGGUCCCAGUCAUCAUUGAGAUGCAAGGUGGACAGACAUACCUCUACAUCCAGGAAGUUGCUGGCUACCUCACUCCACCGAUUGCCGCCCUUUUCCUCCUUGGUGUGUUCUGGAAACGGUGUAAUGAGAAAGGUGCAUUUUGGGGAGGCAUGACAGGUUUCACGCUAGGUGCCCUACGACUGAUCCUGGCCUUUAUCUACCGCCAGCCUCGCUGUGACCAGCCAGACGAUAGACCUGCCUUCAUCACUCAUGUUCACUACAUGUAUUUUGCAGCUGGUCUGUUCUGGAUUUCAGGGUUGGUGGCAGUGGUGGUCAGUCUCUGCACCUCCCCACCAGAUGAACAGCAGGUUCGCACCACCACAUUCUGGGGGCUCCGCAAUAUUGAAAUGGCUCCCAUGAAAGACAGAGAGGAAACGUACCGGCUGACUGAGAAGAGCCAUUGCAAUGGCGAUAGAAGCCUCCAUAAAGAAAUGCCCCCAGAUGUCAGAGAACAGAGGUGUUUGGAUGGGGCAGAUGUCAAACUUUUAGUCCCAUCUACUGACCAUGAUCCAGCAACACCUAGUGCAGAAACAUCUCCUGCCACCACCCCUGCAGAACAAUUUGGUAAAUUAAGGAUGGAGAUGAGCAGAGCAGAGGAAGGCCGCCAUAGUGAUGGGGAGACUAGUCGGUGUAUGCGCUUACUGGACUGGUUUUGUGGAUAUAAGGACGGAGGACCGAGCUCUGAGCAGAAAGCGUCACAGGAAGACGCAAGAGUCAUUGCAGAGAUGUUGUACGAGUCACCUCGGGUGAAACUGCUCCUCAACGUGGGUCUGCUAUGUGUCUGCUCUGUGGGCAUCUUCAUGUUUGUUUAUUUCUCACUGUAGCUGAACCCUGCACUGAACUAACGGGGACUAAUGCGGGGGCUUUUAUGUUGGUGGAAGGUAUGAGAGAGGGUUGGGGCUGUUUCAAACAGCUGAAUUUUCAGAGAUUUAAGAAGCUCUGUCUGUAAUAUUUACAGUUGUCUUUUGUAGCUCUAACAGGGAUCUAAGCUUAUUCUAAUCAUUUUUUGUAAUGAUUAAAGCUUCUCCACAUGAAAACAAUGUGACUUCUCUAAAACUUUAAAGCUCAUUUGACACUAGUGUGUCUGUUUUGUACAGCGCUUGUUGCUAAUCCUGCAUUUAAAAUGUAUACUGGAAUUUUUGUACUCUGAAUUUAAUAUUUGCCUUAUUUGACAUAUGCACUUUUCUUUCUUUUUUGUAUUGUGAAAAACAAAUGUAUCCUGUGAUUAAAGCUUUUAUUUUUUCUCUGUUCUUUUUGACAGUGACUGUAGGUUUAGUUGCUGGUGUAGCAUACAUCUUGUCUGUAGUUACUCUAAAAACAAUUAGAGGUUAGAGGCAGUUUUGUACAAAUAUCUGCCACUGAACACUGAUUAUUUACUACGCUAUAUCAGUAAAACUUCAAGUAUGUGAUUACUUUAAUUUGUGUUGUGCCCUGGAUGAUCAUUUUAAGGUUAAAUAACUGAAUAUCCUUUAUUUAAUUUUUUCCCCUUGAGAGACGGGGUAGACAUGACAUUGAAGCCUCUUUUUCUGUAAGAAGUCGCUCAUGAAUUUUGGGGAGAAACGAUUUAAUCUUAAGUUCGAAGAAGCAUUGCUUUACUGCUGGUGUUGCAUAUGAUCAUUAUAUGUAUGGUGAUUAUUAAAAUGUUUGAUUUUCUUUAGCCUACCAGAGGUAUUGCAUCAAAAAUCAUUUAGUUGAGUUUACAGUUAGUAUUUGGUAUAUAGAAUAUGUUUAAGUUUUGCAGUAGAGGAGAGAGAGAGAGAAAAAGAAGCACAAGAUUCUAAGUUUUCCUUUUUUGUCAUUCAAAUAAACAGCGAUGGGAUUGGUUGUUUAAUGUGUUGACCAAAUUCCAGUAAUAUCUGGAGCUGUACUGCUAUUUUUAAGAGUUUAUAUACUGCGUUUUCUACUACUGUGUUUUUAUUGUUGAGUUGUUUUUUUGUGUGUGUGUGACUGUAUUCUGUGUUAAAAACCAACAUACAGCUUUUAAUGCUCUACUAUUUUAUCAUAACAAAAAGCCACAAGUACCAAUGCUCCUGAUUCUGUACAUGUUUAUAUUUUAAAGCAUAUCUCAUUUAAUGUUUGACGUAAUUGAAAAGCGUGUCAAGUCUGUCGCAUUCUGUUAACAUUGUGUACAAUAUAUUUCAGGGCUCAUUGCAUCACCCACCAUGUACGUGUCUUCUAUAGUAAGCUGUGUAUCUACUGUGUGUCAGUGCACUGCAGUGAAAUGUCAUUUAAUCUUAUUUCAAGUGCAUCUUUUAUAAACCUCCAACCAAAUGUGUCUUAUUGUGAAAUGCUAAAAAAAAACAAAAAAGUUAAAGAACACAAAAAUGGAGUUGUUUUAUGUCCUGAAAUGUUUGUGCAGUUGAUAUCACAUUUGUUUAAAGCCAUUUCACCAGUAUGUUUUUAGUCAGAGGUGAAUGAUAUUGCAAAAGCAACAAUGACAUGUCAGAUGUUUGUUUCCUGGUUAGCACACCACUGGAUGAGCUCACUCAUGUUAUCAAAGGUGAUUCAAGCAGGUGCAUAAAGUUGCUGGCCUUUUGGAGUGUUGUCAUUACUUCCACGUGUCCACACGUGAGCGCCCUAUCACCAGAGUACAGCAAAAAUAAAGGAAACAUACUGUGUUUAUAUGUAUUGUGAAAUUUGACAGGAGUUCAGUCCAAAACGUCAGUGUCAUAAUGUGUCAGGCUCAUUCUUAUCAAUGUCAGCCAUAAAUGAUGCAUCACAUGGAUUGAUAAGAGACGAUUGCUGUAUGGGAAAGAGCUUUAAAAAUGUUUUCUUUCCGUCUGAAAGAAAAUACACUUGUUAUUUUUAUGGAUUUUAUUUUUAGAGAUUGAAAAUAAAGUUUCCGUGAAGACCAACA